Molecule: messenger RNA, 8495 nt
Organism: Stomoxys calcitrans (stable fly)
Lineage: Eukaryota; Metazoa; Arthropoda; Insecta; Diptera; Muscidae
Product: protein hairless
Exons: 9
Source: RefSeq, a predicted model, not a curated record
CCAGAAUAGUACGCAUGUUGGACAAAAGAAUAACGGAAAUAUCCAAAGACAGUAAUGUGUGUGUAUCAAAGCGUUUGUUCUUUUGGAUAGACCUGGAAAUUUUUAGACAAACUACUUUUGCAGUAUAGUGGUUGUGAAAAUCCUGCAAUUCUGGGCAACAUGAUGUGAGUGAUUGAAAACAUUUGUGUUCCCUAACCUGCAGCUCAGUGAGAUCUUCAAAUAGAAAAACUUUAAAACAUUGACGACAAGCCACAAAUCCUUUUAUGGCUUGUCCAUCUCCAUUACACAGCCAACCAAGUUUGGACCACAGCGACUGCGAUGAAGAGGGUUUCGUCUCCAACUCGUAGACCCCGGUGCAUUCAUUUUCUUAAUCAACUGAUCUACAGUGUCUUGUGCUAUAUGGCUUAUAUGUAUGUAUGCUGUGUCACAAACUAUGUGCAUGCUCUGACCAAGGCUAAUAUAAAGAGCUAUGCUGGAACCCGUUUUCUAUGUAAAUCAACAUCAUCUUUAACAAAUGAAACACCCACACAAGCGAUGUGCAACAGCGGAUCUCCCCGCCCCUACAAAGCCAUGCUACAUGCAUGAUGGGGUCCAUCCACCCACCGGUUCAUGUGCAUGCGAGUAAUCUAGCUAACAUCAUCUGUAGUGUAAAUCGGGUUUCUAUUGCAAUUUACAAAGACAAAUCACAAUUUUAAAGCCUGGCUGAUGUAGAGCCUAUCCAACAUUUUCAUUUUUAAGUGCAAAAAUACAACGCCAGCAACAACAACAACAGCAGCGCUAAAAGUGAAGGAAAAAACACAUAAAAACUCGUAUGUACCCCUGAACAAACAUACAUAUAUUUUUAAAUACAUAUCGACAUCUAUAUGAAUGUAGUGUGUAUGUAUCCAUACUCAAAUGCCAAGAGAAACGUUAAACCAAAAUACAAAAGAAGAAAAAAAAAAACAACAGCCGUCAAUGUACAUUUAUAGCACAAAACCGACGAUACAAAAAUCUGCUGCUAUACGAAGCGGGGCCUGUCGUUGUCAUGAACAUUUCAAUGAAUGAGACUAGCGCCACGACGAAAGCAAUAAAACGGCAGCAAGCAGCAACUGAGGAAAAUACUUCAAAAAGUGUGUGUUUUUUUUGCUUUACUUGGCACACACAGGCAAAAGCAACAACAGAAGCAAAGUCUCGUGAGUGUCGUUUUCAACGAAAACUCAACAUCGUGUUGUGGUUCGGCAAUACCAUCGUAGUCAUUGUUAUCGUCGUCGUCGUCGCCGCCGUCAUCAUCAUCGUUCACAGAGGAGGGAAUACACACAGAUUGGAAAGAUAGAGGGACACGCCACUGACAGACAGACGAACGAAUGGGCGGGCGGACGUUUGGUGGGUUUCAGAAGAAACACAAAACAAUAACAACAAGAACUUAGUUUGCACGAAACUGAAACGAUGUCGUAGCUCAACUGCUGCUACAGCGUUCUCUGCGUUGCUUUUGUUGUUGCCGUUGCCACUUUGGCCUGGUGUAUAAACGGAUAAGUAUGGGUCUGGCUCUGCUAAGUAAGAGUGGGUAUGUGUGCGUGUGUAUAUAUAUACAUAUAUAUACUAGGGGGGUACAUGGGUUAUAUUUUCGCUGCUUAUUGCCUCUGCCGGUUGCAUGUUUGGGCUUGUAUGAAUUUCAGCAGAAACAACGAUCACACUCGUAUACUGACUUUGAACGGUGAAUGUGUACGUUGGUACGGUUAAUAGAGAUUGCCCCCAAGAAGAAGCGGCGACGCGCGAAACCUUAUUAUAUUUUGUACACACCACAAAACAAAUAAGAAAAAAAAUUAAUAAAUUUUCCCAUAUUCGAAAAAGGAAAAACAUAACAAAGCGCGGCGUGAAAAUUUAUUUACCAACUAAUCAUUGCUACAAAAUACCAUUAAACCAUGAAUAAUUUAAAAACAAAAAGUGAAAAAUAUAUUCAUAUGGUUUUAAAUGAAUAAAAAAAAGAAAAAAAAUAAAUAUGUAUGCUAAUUUGAAGUAAUAUACCUUUUGUUAAACAAAAAAAGGUGCCAAUUAGAAGCAUUCGCCCACUUGCUAGUGAAAAAGGGAUAAAAAAUUCCCUUCUUACAACUCUGUGUGUUAAAAUAAUUAAAGUUCAUGCACCAACAACAACUCUAACGUCAAUAAUAGCAGUGUAAAAAAAAAGAAAAACGUUGGUUGGCUGGCUGUAAGAAAAGGCUUCAGUGUAUAUCAGCUAAUGUGUGUGCGUGCGUGCGUGUGUGUGCGCCUUAAUGUGUAUUGCAUACACUCAGCACAUCGAAAGGAAGAAGAAGCAGCAGCCAAGCAUACGUACAACAACUAAAACAAAAUGCAGUUACUGGUUACUUGAAAUUAUUUUGACAAAGAAAGAGCAUUACCAAAAUCAUACAAGAGUAAAAGAGAGCGCGGGAGCUCCCCAAGUGUGAAAGUAUAUGUAAAAGUAAAAAAUAAAUUCAAAAGCAAAAAAGAUUUACAAGAAAUUGAAUAAAAAUAAUUAAGAAUAUUAAAACAAAACAAACAUAAAUUCAAAAUCAACAUUUCUGUGUUUGUGCAAUUUAGCCCAACCUCCCCUUAAAAAAUGCUCAGGCCUCUGCAGUGUUUACCCUGAAAUUGGAUAAGCAAAAAAAAUCAACAUCAAAAACAAGAAUAAUUAGUUUUCAUUUUUCACACUGCCGCCUGCCCUUCUCAUCAUCAUACAUCCUUAUUACUUAAUACAACAAACAUUAACACAUAAUGUCUGCCGACAUUGAAAUCACCAGUGUUUUGGGUGCCAAUGGCCAACCACUGCCCAUACAUGGCACCGGCUUGGGUUCCACCUGGUCGGCUCCCGUUAAACAGGAACGUGCCGAUGAUGCUGAAAUUCAAGAGUUGGCCGCCAAAAUGAAAGAAGCCCAAAAAGAUGCUUUAGCCAAACAACAACAACAGGCUGCUCAGAUGGCCUCGCGUCAGGCCUUGGCCAAUGGUCAAAUGCAACCGCCCGUCAAUGCCAAUGGCCAAACGAAUAUUCUCAAUUACCUAAAUCGUGCACAAAAACCCGCAAAUGGUGUAGUGGGGGCGGCCAAUGGUCGCUCAUCCAGCACUGACGAUAAGAAAGCCCCCAGCGACGAAGAAUCCCAAAAGGGGCAUUUUGGUUGGACUACUUUUGGCAAAACCUAUAUACCCUAUAUCUAUAGGCAAACAGAGAAAUACUGUUCGGUUCGCAUGAUCGAAUUGAAAUUGCUGGGCAAAUAUCUUAAUUGUCUGCAUCCGGACAUCUAUUCCAGUUGCACGUGUGUGCGUUCCUAUUACAUUACCGAAGCCGAGGCCCGCCUUUUUAUUGAAAUAAAUCAAAAGCAUUGUGAUGGAGAAUUCGGACGAGAUUUUUUCACCCAAAAGGAUUUAGUUGUUCGCCUAACGGAUGCCUCAAAGUUCUACCAAUUCCUGGAUAUAUGUUAUCGUAAACUUAUCUCGGGCAGCAAAUCGCCCUCAGAGAAAUGUGGGUUUAUACGCAUUAACAAAGAAUCGGUGGUUCCAUAUACAGUGCGCAAUGGCGAACAGGUUGUGCCUCUCUUCUAUUUCGAGGGCGAAACCGAAAAUCUCAAACAAAAGGCUGAUCUGUUGUCCGGUUGGGAUUUGGCCUAUUUGAAAUUCUGUUGCAAAGUGCAAGGCAUACGCAAUGAGUUGUUUUCCAGUGAGAAUGUGGCGGUCAUCAGUCUAACCGACAUCAAAAGCUAUUUUCCCAAUGGCACUGAAUUUGAGGAUUAUUGGCCCAGCAAAGUCGUAGACUCAAAUCUGCUAAUAGGCAAUCGUUCGAAUGCAAAUAAUUCAGUUAAUUGGACACGGCAGCCUUCACAGCCUCCACCCAAAGUUAUUUCCCAAUCGAACCUGCAACAAAAGCAACAGCAACAUUCCUCGGCAGCAGCAGCGGCGGCUGCAGCUGCUCAUCAUCAACAACAAGUCAUGAAAAGGGGCUCGGCUGGCCAAGCGAUGAACGUUUAUAACAAUACUCAAAAUAUUUUGCAACAACAGCCAAAUGCAGCAACAGCCCAACGAAUGCAUUCGAAUGCCUUGGCGGCACAAGCCACAGUACAGGCUUUAGCAAAUGCUCCUUGGAUGUCACAACAGCAAAACAAUCUUAUACAUGCUCAAAUGUUAGCUUCACAGGUCCAACAAUCACAUGCAGCCAAUUCCCGCAAUCAAUAUCGUAAUCCCAUGGAGAAUCUCAUACUGAACAAUCGCCAGCCUUAUGGAGCCUACAAUAAUGCAGCCAUAUCAAUGCAACCUGUUAAUUCGCAUGGUCAAGGCAAUGCUCCUCCACCCCUGGUGCGAUCAGCAGGCGGGCAAAAUGCCAAUCAUAUGUCUAGUGUCGAGCAAACGUUGCUGCAACAACAACAACAAACACAACAACCGAGACCCUCUAAUACACAACAACAACAACAAAGACAUAUAAACACCUCCCUUAAUCCCAUAAAUACAGUACCUACUUCACCCCAUACCCCUGCGAACAGUAAAUCGGCGAUUGCCUCCAAUGCUGCCUCCUCCUUAUUGGCCAAUAAUUUCAAUUUGGCCUCCUCGGCCCCCACCACUGCCCAAGACUUUAAUAACCUAGCCUUAUGGAAUCAAUUGACUCCAGCCCAACGGUUAUUAUUGACGCAACAAUUUAAGAAUUCCGGUGGUCUUAUACCUCCGGGUGUUGUCAAUAAGACACCUUUCCCUCCAUUGCCUUCGUUGCCCUUAGAUACGGAUCUAAUUACCAUGUUGGACUAUAAUCCAAAUAAAGUAUCAAAAACUGCAUCGAGCACAAGUGGCGGCAAUAACACCUCCAAUGAUAGUUCGAGAAACAAUGGCCAAUUUACUAAGCCUCAUGUGCCUCCUCUGAUACCGGUUAAUAAUGCCUUAGAUGCACAACGUAAAUCAAACCGUCCCCCUACUGGUGUGGCGCCCCCACUUGGUGGUGGCGUCUCCACCACAGUGCCUUUAAAUUCAUCCGCCGCCCUGGAAGAUUUCGAGAAGAAAUUCAAAAUGAAUGAUGAAAUGAGAGCUGUGGUUCAGAAAGUUCUUUCGAAUCCUGAUCUGUCCACUUUUAUACAAACAAAUGCUUCCAAUACCUUUGUGCCUUUUAUAUCGCCGCCCAUAUCGCCAGCGAAUGGGGGUGUUCAGUUGCCGGGCACUUCGGUGUCCAUUGUGCCUAAUCCCCAUGUUACGAUAACCCCUCAGCUCCCGCCCCAUUUUCAACACAGUAGUGCGGCGCAUUCGCCGUCCUCCUCAUCGUCUUCCUCCUCAUCGGCUGGAGGCAAUAGACAAAAGAGUGUCAUAUGCUCGACGACAAGUGCAGUGGGGGGGAUAGGUGGAGGGGGGCAUUCGCCUUCGCCGGGACGUACGAAAUCCUCGACCAAUUACAAUUACAUCAACCACCCCCAACAACAACAACCACUUUCUUCCUCUUCUUCUUCUACACCCACACCAAUGGAAGUAAUCGAUUUAUCUUCCCCCCGAAGGUCUCUACAAGCGGCCACAGCCUACUUGCAACAACAACAGCAGCAACAGCAACAACAGGCAGCCGUGGCGGCAGCACAACAACAAAAUCAGCAGCAACAGAGGUUAGCAGCGGCAGCCGCUGCAGCUCAACAUCACCAGCAAAACGGCCGCCAGUCGUCAAAUUCAUCCGCCCAACAACAAGCUAACUCGGCCAGUUUGCAUCUGCAACGGCAUGCGGCAAACGUGGCUGCAGCGGCCGUUGACAACUCGCAACGUUUGAAUAUUAUACCGGAAAUACCCGCCAACAAUAUCAAUGCCCAGCCGUAUAAAGUUCAAAAGGUCUAUGUGGAGAGUCACCUGGUGCCGUGUAUCAAUAUGAAGGCCUACAACGAUUCCGAACAGCUAAUGACACUGACAGACUUCCAAAAAUAUUUCUUCCCUAGUGUGCCGCUGGAUCAGUGUAAGCGAUUGAUAGAAGCCUUGGGAGUUGAGCUGUACAAAGGAAAUAGACAUCAACUAAAGGUUCUUAUGCAGCAUGAUGGACAACAUAAUGAAAAUAUACCUUUGGUUCAGGUGCGCGACAUUUUGAAGUACAUGACCCAGCUAACGUUUAUGAUAAGAAAUCAGGAACAGCCCCCAAAUAAACGUUCACGUAUAAGCUAGGAAUUGGGUUGGGGAGGACAACAUACAACAACAGCAGCAGCAACAACAGCAGCAUCUGCAUCGUCAGCACAGGAACAUAACCAUCAUCACAAACAACAUCAGCAGCAACAACAACACCAACAGCAACACCAAAAAGAAUCCCGUAACCAUUUAGCCAAUAUGGUGGAGAAUUCGUCAAUGUCAAUGUCUUCUUCAUCAAAUGGCAACACCAGCAACAGAUCCAAUUCGACAGCCUCCUCUACAGCACAGAAAUCUGGGAUGUCGACGGCUUCUUCUGCGUCGUCGUCAUUGCCAUCAUCAGCUGUAGCACCGCCAGCCCAUAAUCCUCAUCAACAUGCGCUUGAUAUGUUUAUGUUGUACUCCCCAUUGUCGUCCUCCGCGGCAGCAUCAUCAACACAUGCCGCGGCAGCCGCACGACAACAACUACUUCUGCAACAAUUCCACCAGCAUCAGCAACAAAUCUUACAGCAGCAGCACCAACAACAGCAACAACACCAACCACAACAGCAUCACAUGGAAAAAUCCAAUCAAAGUAAACAUGGAACUUCUUCAUCGAAAUCAAGUGGUGGUAGUGGUAGCAGCAGCUCAUCUCAAAGGCUAUCUGCAGCUCAACAGCUGGCCACAGAUUUCCUUUCUAUGUUUACGGCAGGCCAUCAUGCGGCUGCGGCCGUGGCAGGUAAUACACCAGGUCCGAUUAUGGAUUCUUCUUCGGCCAGCCAUCAAAGAUCUUCGUCCAAUGCGUCUGCUUCAUCACUCGCUUCAACAUCGUCCACAGCCACAACAGGCAAUAAAUCUUCCAACUUUUCGGUGGCUUCUCUGACAUCAUCAUCUACUAACAAUUCCUCAGCGGCAACAGGUGCCUCCUCAUCGGCGGUUGGCACUGGUGCACAAACAGCUGCAGCCGCAGCAUCGGCUGCCCUAUAUGGCGUGGCUGCACCCUUUUCUGCACCCGCUUUGGUCAAUCCCUAUCCACCGCAUUUGCCAGGUGCUCAUGGACUGCCCUCGCCUACCAUAUAUCCGCCUACACCGCCACCCUCGGCGCCGUGGAUACAUCCUUGGUAUGCUGGAGAUACAUUUUAAAAGUAGAACACUUUUAAAGUGUAAGAAGAUAUGGCGGUUUCGCAUACAAUUCCAUAUUUUCCAUAAUUGUAUUGAAGAUUUCUUUCGGUAAGGAUUAAAACCUAAAUAUUGAGAAGUUCCAAAAAGAUAAAAUUCCCAUUCAGAUUCGAAGUUGUUAAGUAUGUAUAUUCCCUCCCAUCUAUCCAGACACACACACCACUGGUCAGGUCACCAUUAAAUGAACCAAAGAAAUAUAUUUCUCUGUUUUUAAGGUUUGUUUUGAAAGAAAAAAGUUUUAAGUGCCAAAGUCUUUUAAGCAUUUUGAAAGGUACAGAGGAAACAACUUGAGAAAAGUCUUGUUUUAAGAAAUUCAAUUGUGAAAUUGUCUGCCAGACCAUAUUUCAAGCUUCACAUACAUAAAUAAUUCUUGAGGAAUUGUAUAUUUAAAGCAAUGGUGGGCAAAUACGCACACACACAUACUUGCGAUUUGUAUUUUAUGUACACAAGCACAUAAGCCUGCUUACUUGUAAAUAGUAAUGUACAAAUGUUUGAGUAUCCUCUUCGCUGGUUUAAAGUAGUCAACUUUCCUUGUAUAUAUACUAAAAAACACUCAUUGAAGCCACUUCUUCAUUACACAUGUAACGCUUAAGUGAAACAAGAAUCCCCUUUACAUGGGAUAUCAUACAUUCGCAUAUUGUUGCAAUAUAAAAUUACCAGUUUAUACUUUUCACAUUUUUAUAAUUCUAUAUCAAAAUUUUUCAUGCGAUAUAAUAAGUCUGUUCGUGUACUCAAAACUUUCUGUAAAUUUGCACAAAUUGUUACUGGAAGUCGUUCGCGUACUUUAUUUGCCAGUAGAAGAGAGCGGGAGAGUGCGUGAGAGAGACCAACAUUUUCAGAGCGUGGUAAUUGAGAGCUUGCAAAUUUCCACUGGAGUUUUUUUCCUAUCAGAAAUUUGCGGCAUCAAACUGCUGUUUUAUGAAAACCCGCUGUUAAAUUCUAAUAAAUAGCCAAAGAGAUUAGAAGCCGUUUCCUGAAAUUUUUUACUGGCACAUUUUUGACUGGAAAAGUACGCGAACAGACCUAAUGUAAGCGAACAUUAUAAGUUGAUAAAUACAAAUCAGCUGUGUAUUUAUCAAACUAUAAUGACAGACCAAAGAAAUUGCCAUCAAUUAAAGCAGAGUAUUCCAAAAAAAAUUGGCAUGUAUAUAAAUUGGGUACAUAGUAAAUAUUCUAAAAAAUAUGUUCUGUAUAUAUAACAUAUAACAAAACAUCCUAAACACCAAAGAAUGUAGGUACCAACAUAUCUUCCAAAUUUACAA